This is a messenger RNA of Paracoccidioides brasiliensis Pb18, 1671 nucleotides long. RefSeq lists its product as uncharacterized. Gene Ontology annotation, molecular function: pyridoxal phosphate binding; L-alanine:2-oxoglutarate transaminase activity. The record is from RefSeq and is a predicted model, not a curated record. Gene Ontology annotation, biological process: biosynthetic process. The transcript has 3 exons. The coding region runs from base 1 to 1671 and encodes 556 amino acids.
AUGGCGAAUCGACAUAUAUCGAAUAUCUGCUCGCUCUCACGGCGCCACCGUCGCCCCCACCCCUUGUCGAUUCCAGUCGAUGCUCAUUGUACAAGAUCCCGGUUGCUAGCUCUCCAAGGCUUUCUCCGCAUUUCCUCUUCAUCGCCACCGUCUGUUUCACCAAUAUUCCACCUCCAACUUCGAAAUAUGGGCUCCGUCUCAAAAUCGGAACCAAAAGGCCGUCUUCAUGGCGGCAACAUCAAUCCCAAUGUUUUGGCUGCCAAGUAUGCGGUCCGUGGCGAACUAGCCGUCAAGGCGGAGGAAUAUCGUGAGAGACUGGCCAAUGCUGAAAAGGAAAAUAUCCAAGACGUGCUCCCUUUCGACAAGGUCAUCUUCGCCAAUAUCGGAAAUCCGCAACAAUUAGACCAAAAACCCAUCACGUUUUUCCGCCAGGUCCUUAGCAUUCUCGAGCACCCGGCCCUGCUAGAAAAUGAGGAAGCGCUGAAGACCUCCUUUGGCUACAAACAGGAUGUCAUUGACAGAGCAAAGAGGCUGCUGAAAGGUGUCCAAAGCGUGGGCGCAUACAGCCAGAGUCAUGGGGUUCCCGUCAUACGGGAGAGUGUUGCCAAAUUCAUCGAGCGCCGCGAUGGCUUCCCCGCGGAUCCGGCCCGUAUUUAUCUCACUGCCGGAGCAUCGUCCGGAGUCAACACCUUGCUCCAUGUGCUCUGCGCUGGCCCAAAAACUGGUGUGCUCGUACCCAUUCCGCAAUAUCCGCUCUAUACUGCCACCUUGUCCCUGUUAAAUGCCAAAUGCGUGCCAUAUUAUCUUAACGAAAGCGACAAUUGGGGUACCGAUGUAGAUGGGAUCAGAUCAACCAUUUCACAGGCCAAGGAGGAUGGAAUCGAUGUCCGUGCCAUCGUGGUCAUUAACCCUGGAAAUCCAACCGGUGCUAGUUUAUCCUCGGACUCGGUCAAGGGUGUUAUCGAUGUCGCAGUCGAAUCCAACCUCGUGAUCUUGGCCGAUGAAGUCUACCAAGCCAACGUCUUCGAGGGAGAUUUUACUUCAUUCAAAAAGCGCCUGCGACAACUCCAACGAGACUUCCCGAGUCAAUAUGAUCAUGUCGAACUAGCAUCGCUGCACAGCAUUUCGAAAGGCAUGGUUGGUGAAUGUGGUCACAGAGGCGGUUAUAUCGAACUCGUCGGCUUCCACGUGGAUGUCUUGGAGAACAUCUACAAAUUUAUCAGUAUCAUGCUCUGCGCUCCAGUCGUUGGACAGUGUCUCGUUGAGAUGAUGGUUAACCCUCCAGUUGAAGGAGAUCCCAGUUUCGAGCUAUACCAGAAAGAGUAUAAUGGCAUUCGAGACGGCCUGUAUCAGCGUGCCCAAACCCUUUACAAGGCAUUCCAGCAGAUGGAGGGCGUUGAAUGUCAAGAACCUAAGGGCGCCAUGUAUCUCUUCCCAACCAUCCAUCUACCACCCAAAGCGAUCGAAGCUGCCAAAGCAGCCAACCGCGAACCGGACGAAUUUUACUCCCUCCGCCUCCUGGAUGCCACAGGGGUCUGCGUCGUCCCUGGAUCCGGCUUCGGUCAGAAAGAUGGCACUCUCCACUUCCGCACCACGUUCUUAGCACCAGGCACUGCAUGGACGGAUCGCAUCGUCAAGUUCCACAAGGAAUUCAUGGAUGAAUUUAGAUGA